UUUCGUUUCAGUUAGAUUUGUAGGAGCCUGUGACGUAAAACUAUGAUUGUUUUGGAAAGUCCUUCGAAGUUAAUGGCAGCACAGUUAGCUAGCUGCUCACUGGAGGACCCAACAACUGAAGAUUCAACAGCGCAUGAGCCACAAAGAACCAAAAUCUCUGUGAAUGAAAAGGAAGGAAAAGGAGUUGCAAAGAAAUCGCCCUUGAAAAGAGAUCGACCCAAUACGAGAUCUCAAAACAAAACUAAAGCAUCGGAAAGUGAAGAAAGUAAGCCAACAGAAUGUAGUAGUAGUACCAAACAGGAUGACCUUAUGAAAGUGAUAAAACAAUUUCCUGAAAUUGAAAACAGCGUGCGAGUUUCUCCUCAAAAGAAAUCAAAAGAUGAACAUGACAAUUUUUCUACUGUAAACAAAACCAAUUCGAUGGCGUCUAAGAAACAGCUCCAUUUCGAUGAAACACUAGAACAAUUAAGUCCUCAAACAGUAAUUGAAUCUAUUGGUUCCAAUGAUAAUUCUGCAGUUAAUGUUGAGAAAAUCUGUCAAAACGAAGAAAUAAAGCCUGGAAACCCGGAAAUCCUAUUAGGUGAGACAAAACUAAGCGAAGUGAAGAUUAUUGAUAGCUCUUUUGUUCCUUCAAACAGUAAUUUACACGGUGCAGACUCUGGCCAGCAAGAAACUGCCUCAAGCUCGCAUGAAAAAGUUCCUGGUGAUAGUUUACAUGGCCAUUUGAACAAAAAGCUAGCAAAUAAGCCUAGAAGGUCCCAAUCUGUAGAAGUUACGCCUAUAAAGCCUUCCAAAGGCAAACAAGGCGAUAAAAAUAGUAAAAAGGUGGCCGGCGGGAAGUCUAAAAAGUUAAGCAAACGCGCCACAAGUCAGGAAAACUUGAAGGAUUCAAACUUCAAAGUCACCGAUUUCUACGAGUACCGUCGAAGUUACAGAAGAUUAUAUACCAAACAGCCGACAAAAGAAGAAUUGUAUGAAAGAUGUGUUCUUGAACAGUGUAAGGAUGGUCUAAAAAUUGAGAAUUUUCCAGGAAAGGGCAGAGGAAUUGUCGCUACUAAAACCUUUGAGCGAAACGAUUUCGUGGUUGAGUACCGAGGCGACUUGAUUUUGCCGAGCGAAGCGAAAGAUCGCGAGGUUAAGUUUGAAAGUGACCCGGAAGUCGGCUGCUACAUGUAUUACUUCGUGCUCGGAAAUACGAGAUACUGUAUUGACGCGACGAAAGAGUUAGAAUCGUUCGGAUAUGGAAGGCUUUUGAAUCAUUCCAGAAAGCAUCCGAAUUGUAGGACGAAAGCGAUUUGGGUGAAGGGAGAGCCGAAAUUGAUUUUGAUAGCAAAUCGGACUAUAAAUGAAGGCGAGGAGUUGUUAUAUGACUAUGGAGACAGAUCUAAAACAGCGAUUGAAAAUCAUCCCUGGUUGGCUCAGUGAAACUGAUAGUCAACUUGAAACUCUUUUAGCUCAAACUUUUGGACAGGCGGUUUGUUUUUGUACGUUCUAGUUUUGUCCUUUUGAUGUUUUAUUUCUUUUGACCUUUUGUACACUUUUCAGUGAUUUUCCUUGAUUUGAUAAUUCUCGAAUGUAAUUCACUUUCCGCGAUA
Symsagittifera roscoffensis is the source of this 1595-nucleotide messenger RNA. RefSeq names its product N-lysine methyltransferase KMT5A-B-like. Gene Ontology annotation, biological process: regulation of DNA damage response, signal transduction by p53 class mediator; regulation of transcription by RNA polymerase II. The record is from RefSeq and is a predicted model, not a curated record. Gene Ontology annotation, cellular component: nucleus; polytene chromosome. Bases 43 to 1425 code for a protein of 460 amino acids. Gene Ontology annotation, molecular function: protein binding; histone H4K20 methyltransferase activity; transcription regulator activity. The transcript has a single exon. Lineage: Eukaryota; Metazoa; Xenacoelomorpha; Acoela; Convolutidae.